This is a messenger RNA of Laccaria bicolor S238N-H82, 447 nucleotides long. RefSeq lists its product as uncharacterized. The coding region runs from base 1 to 447 and encodes 148 amino acids. The transcript has 6 exons. Gene Ontology annotation, molecular function: DNA binding. Gene Ontology annotation, cellular component: nucleus. The record is from RefSeq and is a predicted model, not a curated record. Lineage: Eukaryota; Fungi; Basidiomycota; Agaricomycetes; Agaricales; Hydnangiaceae.
AUGAGCGACUGGGACGAACCAAAGACAGUCAUCGGCUUCAAGAGGCAGGUAGCAAAGGUUGCCAAAAAAGACUCUGAUAUCAAUGCUGCACGAAGAUCAGGUGCUGUCGUUGCUACUGACAAGAAAGUUGCCGCUGGAGGGAACAAGGCCCAUCAGGGUACCGACCAUCAACGUAUAGCGAAACUUGACCGUGAGAAUGAAGUCGCCCCACCUGCGAAGAUUCUCCCUUCGGUCGGUCGUGCUAUCCAAACUGCUCGUAUGGAUCUUAAACUGUCUCAAAAAGACGUCGCAGCAAAGAUCAAUGAGAAGCCAUCUAUCUUGCAAGACUACGAAUCCAGCAAAGCCAUCCCCAAUCCUCAAAUUCUCGGCAAGCUGGAACGGGUCCUCGGCGUGAAACUCCGUGGCUCAGACAUUGGGAAGAAACUGGAGGGGCCAAAGAAGACAUAG